Messenger RNA from Dibothriocephalus latus, 825 nucleotides. The record is from the annotation of a GenBank genome assembly. NCBI's taxonomy places the organism in Eukaryota, Metazoa, Platyhelminthes, Cestoda, Diphyllobothriidea, Diphyllobothriidae.
AUGGAAUCUGCCAAGGUUUCAAACACAGCGGUCCCAGUUGAGGGUGGUUCACCAGCAUCCUCUACGGCUGCCUCUGAUUCCACCUCCGCCUUCCACUCUAGUUAUGAGGCCCACGAGUCAACAGCGAACGUUGCGUGCGUGUGUACUGCGGCGUCAGAAGUACCUCCUGUUGUCAAGGCGUCAUCCGUGGAGAGCUCUGGAACCAGUCAUAGUAGUUCUGGAAGAGAGCAUUUAGAGGUGGCUCCUAUUUCUUCCGCGGAAAGCGUCGCCGAUCAGAAGAAGCUUGAUCAACGGCGUGCCUUCCUGCAAAAUAUGAACCAACUGAAGCGGACCGGUUGGUACUGGGGUCCACUAACCAUUGAUGAAGCUGAACGGUUGUUGAUGAACCGACAGGAUGGCAGUUUUCUCGUUCGCGACAGUGGGCACGAGCUCUAUAUUCUAAGCCUGAGUUUUCGUGCUCAGAAUCGCAUAUACCACACGCGGAUUGAACAUUCUGGGGUAGAGAUUACUUUACGCAGCAGUGACGAAUCUGGUGUCGAGCAGAGGCUGAAUGUUUUUAGGAUAGGCUAUGAAGCUCGCUUCUUCUUCCUAUUUGUAAUCCUGCGAUACUCAGUGACGGGUCCACGUUACCCUUCACUCCGACGCGCUAGGCUUAGGAGUUUUUUUAACCUCCGGCCUACCUGCUGGCUGUUAAAGGAAGCCGGGCCCGUAGAGCCACUAUCUGCGGAGUCUGGAUUACAUAUUGGAGUUACGGGCGCUCAGCUGCUUAUAAUUUCCACAGUCGUGAAAGCUUUGGAUCUCCGGGACACGGGUGAGGAGUCUUGA